Messenger RNA from Caenorhabditis angaria, 606 nucleotides. NCBI's taxonomy places the organism in Eukaryota, Metazoa, Nematoda, Chromadorea, Rhabditida, Rhabditidae. The record is from the annotation of a GenBank genome assembly.
AUGAAUAUACGAUGUGCAAGAGCAGAAGAUUUGAUGAGUAUGCAACAUGCAAAUCUCAUGUGUCUUCCCGAAAACUAUCAAAUGAAGUAUUAUUUUUAUCAUGCUCUCACUUGGCCUCAACUCAGUUAUAUUGCUGAAGAUCACAAGGGAAAUGUUGUCGGAUAUGUUCUUGCAAAAAUGGAAGAUGAUCCAGGAGAGGAACCACAUGGACAUAUAACUUCAUUGGCUGUUAAACGUAGCUAUCGGCGUUUGGGACUUGCCGCAAAAAUGAUGGAUCAAACUGCAAGAGCUAUGGUUGAAACAUACAAUGCCAAAUUUGUCUCACUUCAUGUUCGUGUUUCCAAUCGAGCUGCUUUGAAUCUCUAUCAAAAUACUUUGAAAUUCGAGGUCAAUGACAUCGAGCCAAAGUACGUUUUAAUUUAUUUUCAAUUUUUGUUUUGGUGUCAAUACAAAAAAUCAACAAAUUUCAGAUACUAUGCUGAUGGCGAAGAUGCUUACGCAAUGCGGAGAAAUCUAGUCAAAUGGGCAGAAGAAAAAGGAUAUGAGCCAGCUGACAAGGAAUCAUUUUUCAGACCAAUCGAAGAAAAGAAGACCAAAAAAUAUUAG